Nanorana parkeri is the source of this 657-nucleotide messenger RNA. RefSeq names its product transmembrane protein 223 (gene TMEM223). The record is from RefSeq and is a predicted model, not a curated record. Gene Ontology annotation, cellular component: mitochondrion. Lineage: Eukaryota; Metazoa; Chordata; Amphibia; Anura; Dicroglossidae. The transcript has 2 exons. Gene Ontology annotation, biological process: nervous system development. The coding region runs from base 27 to 635 and encodes 202 amino acids.
UCCCCGUUGAGGGUCAUUGGAGCAGCAUGAACCGGUUGCUAGGAAACCUCCGGUCCUGUUGUCGGUGGAGGCUGGAGACAACGUUUCCGGCUCGUCACUACAAGAUAGAGCCGGUGACCCGAGAUGUGGUGCUAUUUGAACACCGGAGACCGCGCUUCUUCCACCUCUUGGGGCUGUUCUGCGUGGCUCAGACCGGUUUCUGGGCAUACUUGGCUUACUUCGGCUUCACUACCUUGCGGGACAUCAGACAGACCAACAAGGAAGAGAACGAAGAGGUGAAGGGAAGAAACAUGGGCUCCCCCUUGUGGAGGACGGCUUUCACUCUGGGUUGCUUGUCAGUAGGUACCCUUGUAAUGGUAGCUGGUUUGUUAUUCUCCCGACGCUCUGUCAGCCUGGUGACCCUUCAUGCUGGAGGAGAUAAAGUAACCCUCGUCACUGCCGGUGUUUUUGGGAUCAGUUCAUCGUUUAGUCUUCCUUUAAGACACAUUUCUUCAAUGGCUCAUCGCUCUGAGGUUCCUGCCAUGAUACCACUUAAGAUCAAAGGGCGCCCUUUAUACUACUUAUUGGACAAGCAAGGACAUGUUUCCAAUGCCAAGUUGUUUGAUCUUACAGUGGGAGCAUAUCGUAAUUUGUGACAUCAUCUGUUUUAUACAACUG